This is a messenger RNA of Chrysemys picta bellii (western painted turtle), 5649 nucleotides long. RefSeq names its product OMA1 zinc metallopeptidase (gene OMA1). The record is from RefSeq and is a predicted model, not a curated record. Gene Ontology annotation, biological process: protein quality control for misfolded or incompletely synthesized proteins; mitochondrial protein processing. Gene Ontology annotation, cellular component: mitochondrial inner membrane. Lineage: Eukaryota; Metazoa; Chordata; Testudines; Emydidae. Gene Ontology annotation, molecular function: metalloendopeptidase activity.
ACGGGGCUCUCAGUCGGGCCCGAGCGAGCCGCCCCCUCAGCGGGGAGCGGGGCCGGAUCUCCACCCUCCGGCCUGUGCCCGCCGCUCCGUCCCGUCCAGACCGUGACGUGUCAGCGGGGCUGGGCCUUGGGGGCUCCCGCGGAGCGGGGGAGGCCCCCGAGCCUGUGUCUGCGCCGGGCUGGCCCAGGCCGGGCUCCAGGCUGCCUCACGGGCGGAUAACGUGUCUCUGUCAGCGUUUUAUUUGGGCGGUUACAUUUUCCUGGCGCGCGGGGGUGGGGUGUGAGGCGAGAAUUAUGGCGUGGCAGUGGCAGUUGGGAUUCAAAAAAGGGAGCGCUCUGAAACACAAACUGUCCCCGUAGCUUGUCACACGUACAAAGUAAAGAGCCUUCAAUCAAACGCUCCUAAGUUCUCAAGCAGCAGUUUUCUUACGUUGCUUCUCUGGUGAAUAAACAAAGGAGAAAUGAAUGCCAUUUGCAGCUUAAAGAUAGCUGGUAGGAACUGCAUUUUAUUUCGUUUAACUUCUUUGGCCAGUCAGGCAAAGUGCAAUAAGCUUUAUAAGUCUUCAGUUGAAGCUUUGAAUGGACAUCACCAGAUUCAAAUAAAUCGGAUAGUGGAUAAAUGCCAGCGAAUAAAUACAAGCAGCAACACCAGCUAUUAUUUUAUGAUUGGAAGCUCUAACUUCUACAGAAAAUGUAUUAAUAAAAGCCAAAGAUGUUUUUUGAAUGCCAAGAAUAUAAAAGUGUGCACAAACAUACACAGUAGCUGUAGAAGUUCUUGUUUCCUGGCCUCUCAGCCGUUAGUGGAAGAGUUUGCAUUAUUCCGAAGUCUUGCUCCAGUGCAGUCCCCAGAUCGCAUUCCUGCUUGGGAUGUUCAGAUCAUCAGGCUUUUUCACACAUCAUCAUCAUUUCAGGCUGCUCCAGUGCCUCUAUUGUGGAUUAUUCUUAAACCGGCUCAGAAGUUAGUUGCUAUCAUUCUUGGAAGGAGCAUCAGAAAAUGGUGGAGGGCACUGCCUCCUAACAAGCGGGAACUUUUUAAAGAAAGUGCGAGAAAAAACAAAUGGAAGAUAGUUGUGGGUCUGUGUAGCUUGGCGGUUUUAUUUAUUAUAUUUUAUUUUACUCACUUGGAGGAAACACCAAUCACUGGGCGUGCUCGACUGUUGGUAUUCGGGAAGGAACAUUUUAGGAUAUUGUCACAAAUGGAGUAUGAUAUGUGGACGGAACAGUUUAAAAAUCAGAUGUUAUCCGAGACAGACCCUCGCUAUCAGGUAGUGAAAAAAGUUAUUGGUCAUUUAUCUGAAAGCAACCAGGACAUCCCGCAGAUCUCGGAGUUCAAGUGGGCUAUCCAUGUGGUGGAAGAACCAGGCAUAAAUGCUUUUGUACUUCCAAAUGGCCAAGUAUUUGUUUUCACUGGUUUGCUAAAUGUGGUGUCAGAUAUUCACCAGCUCUAUUUCAUUUUGGGACAUGAAAUAGCUCAUGCUGUAUUGGGACAUGCAGCAGAGAAAGCCAGUCUGGUACAUUUCUUGGAUUUCCUGUCGCUUAUCUUGCUCACUAUGAUUUGGGCAGUCUGUCCUCGAGAUAGUUUGGCAAUUGUAGGCCAGUUGAUCCAGAGUAAGUUGCAGGAGUUUAUAUUUGAUAGGCCAUAUAACAGGACAUUGGAGGCUGAAGCUGACAAAGUUGGACUUCAGUUUGCUGCAAAGGCUUGUGUGGAUGUAAGAGCAAGCACUGUGUUUUGGCAGCAGAUGGAAUUAGUAGAGACCAUUCAAGGGCAGCUUAAAUUACCAGAAUGGCUCUCCACACACCCUUCUCAUGAAAACAGAGCUGAACACUUGGACCGGCUUAUUCCAGAGGCACUUAAAAUAAGAGAGAGCUGCAAUUGCCCCUCUCUUCCUGGACCAGACCCUCGCCUCAUUUUCAAACGUAGCAUGCAGCAUCUUCUGGAAACAUCUAAGGAUAAAGAAGGCCAGAAUGCUACUGAGCAUGAUCUUGCAAAGCCAAAAGUGGACUUUCCUUCUGUUCAAAAGGAGGAAAAGAUUCCGAUAACUCUUGCAGUUAAAAAGGAAUCAACGAGCUGAGGGGAAAAACAUUCCCCUGAAAAACUUUACAAACAGUUCACUGAACAGAUUUUUUUUCCCUGCAAGCCUUUUGAUCCUUUUGGAAUGAUAAAAUGGACAGACAGCUACAAAUCAUGUUUGUACCUCCAUGGUGCCAAAAAUCUAUUGAGGGGAAACUUGUUUCUCUGUAUUACAACGUAGAUCAAGCCACCAGUAUUCUGUGUUCUCGAACUUCUGGUGAUCUCCCACUCAGUGCAAUGAGGAACUCUCCCCACAUACAGAGAGCGGUGUAUUGGAGUUGAGACUUUUAUUCAAGAAGGGAUGCCAAACAUAAAUCACUUCAGUUGGAGGGCAAAAAUCUCUGUACAAUCCAUUCACACCAAUAGAAAAGAAGCAAUAAAAUGGCCAGUGGGCUGUACAUACAUCCACCCAAUUGGAUUGUUUUCUGCUGGGAUUUUUCUUAUUAAAUAUCUUUUAAAGGCACUUUAGAGUAUGGGCUGUUUCAGCAUUUCACUUCAAAGUAAUCCAAAAGGGUUGUGCAGAAUUAUAUUUAAAAGUGAAGUCAGAAAACAUACAAGGGAACCUUUUUCCUUUUAAAAAUCGGUAAGAACUGUCACUUGUAGCACUGGGAUAUUUUGCAAGUGAUUGCUUUAAAUGGUGUCUCGUUAAUAGAGCAAGAUGCUUCUUCAACAGGCAGAUUUGCUUCAGAGGCAGUUGGUCUGGACAGAUCAGCGCUUGAAUAUUAGUGAUUGGUGCUCUAUAAAUACAUUAGGUGGUCAGACCUUAUAGAGAGAGAGAAUCAUAGAAUAUCAGGGUUGGAAGGGACCUCAGGAGAUCAUCUAGUCCAACCCUCUGCUCAAAGUAGAACCAAUCCCCAGACAGAUUUUUGCUUAUGAAGCUUCUAAGCUAUACAGAUGAUGCAUCCUACUUCAAAAGUUUUUGUCCUUAGGAAACUGCCAUCUAAUGCUAGUUUACAAGUCUGCCUCUCAAGUCUGUCCCUCUUACAGGGGAGAUGAUUACUUGGAGUUGCCGGGGGAGGAAUGGAUGAUGCGUGUAGUUCCCAGUGCAAGGCCUUGGUUGGAGUUGAUCAGGUAAAGAAGGAAACUUGAAGGAGAUGCCUCCAAAAGGAAGCUUGGGAAGAUAUGUGAGACUAUGCCUCUGCCCCAUUGUACAGUGAGCUUCUCAGAUUGAAUAGAGGGAUGUGACCUCUUCCCCCUCAUUGGCACACCUACUUGGGCAUCCCUAACGCCAAAUGUGAUUUGAGGAGCCCCUCAUCAGGGUUUAUAUAGGUGGAAGGCAGAAGAUUUCUCUGUUCCUUCAACUCAUGUACAUUUGGGGAGCCAAUCUUCCUUCGUUUCCUUGCCAGCCGGGGGUUAAACUAGCAGGCUUGCAGCCUCAUUUGAUGAGGUUGGGAAAAGGUCCAGAACCAGAUAGAGCUUUGUAAUAUGAAGCUAAGAAUCCCUUCCCCAGGAAGCUCCCUGCUACAAAUUUAUUUUAUUCUUUGUCCUCUCACGAUGGACUGACCUUUCCUCCCUUUAGCUAGGGCUUCCAUGAAGCACAGCCAGCACAUCAUGUUUAUUUUCAGCUGGUUGAUAGGCUCUUAGUUUCCAAUUCAUGAAAAUAUAGUGUGCUAGUCUUACUGGACUAAAAGAAUGAUACAGUGAACAGAAGAGGAAGAAAUCCCUUUCUUGUAUUGAUUUGAAAUGCAUGAUCUAACUACAGUAUGUAUUAUUUUGGGAUCUGUUUUUUAUUAAAGUUCAAGAAGAAAAUUAUUGAUGCUUUCCUACGUGGUAAGAGGGAAAAGUGCAGGAUUUUAUUAAGAUGUUUGACAAUGUGCAUCACAUCAUGGUACAGAUGGCAUUUGAAUGAUCCUGUUCAUUAUAAAGUGGAGAACUGUGAAAUUUUUGAAUGCAUCACACACAGCACAAUUUCUUUUCCUUUUAAUUUCGUUUGAAUGCAAACUUUUUUGAAAAGACCAUAUUCAGCAUUGGUUUGUAGGCACAGAGUCUGAAAAAGAGUUUGAACAAUAGUUUAUUUGCUGACUUAACCCAAAGAACUUGGGUCCUUCGAGCCAUCUAACAUUUCUGUUUGGGGGUGAAGUGGCUGUACGUGCAAGGUUGACUGUGUUGAUGUUUUCCAGGCCAGAUUAUAUAUUUUUAGAUUGCGUAUUACUUGCAAGCUAUUUUUAAAUUUGUAUGCAAGACGCCACUGGCGCCAGGCAGAAGGUCCAGCCUGACCAUUAUCCAUCCAUCCAUUAUUUUUAUUCUUAGUGACAGGAGUUUAUGUAACAGACGUUCAGCAAUGUGUUAAGGCGUUUGGACACUGUCACCUGAAGGUAAACAGAAAAGCACACCAUUUAAAUUUCCCUGUGGAUUUUAUAAUUUAAACCAUAUAGUCAAGACCCCCAUGUUUCUUCCCUCCCACCCCAGUGUCAAAGCUUAUUUUGUUAUCCAGUCCUUCUGGUUGACAUAAAACAUGAUUUUAUGUCAGAGAAGAUGAGGGAGAACCUAGAGAACUUUUUUAUAGAGUUCAUGCAUUUUUAAAUAUAAAUUUAUAGUAAAUAAACUACAGAAAUAUCAUACUUAUACUUUAUUAGUCCAUUUUAGGUGGCUUAAGUGUUAUGUUGGUGAAUGUUUGAGAUACAAAUACUGGUAUUCAAUAAGUAAGAGUUCUUUAAAUUCCAGUGUAUAAUGCCUUGCUUAUCAUAUAAAGAUGAGCCUGAACCAGCCUCUGAAUUUGAGGUGUUCAAAAUCUAGAUCUGUAUUUUGCACAUUGAUCUUAUUCUAAUACUUUGUCGAGUGCUUUUAAAAGACUUCUUCUUUCAUUUUUGCAUAAAGAAUUAGGAUACCCAAAGCCUGCGUCUCUUGAGUCUGCCUCUUGUUAGCCUUGUGUGUCUAAGUGCUUUUUAAAACCUAUACACUGCAUUUGCCUAAGCCCCUAUAGAAUUUUUGUUUAAAUAUUUAAAAAUACUUUCUUGCCCAUACAGAAAAUAGAUGAAAUUAAAAGAUGUUAUUUUCCAAAGGUCUGAGAGCCUUGAGCAAAAUCUACACUGGCCCUUUUCUUUUAUUUGUUAAAGAAACUGUAAUUCUAAAUCCUUGUGGAGUUAAUUUUAAAAUAUACUUCCACUAGGAAAAAUAUUGCAAGUACCAACUUCUAACUAGCUGUAAAACUCUUGUGCUGCAAUUGGAUAGUUUAGUGGACUCCAGUGAAAGAAAGAAGUUGGAAUUAAAGUGAAAGGAACUCAGUACUGAAAGAUGAAUGUUGUCACAGGAGGGAGAGUGUACCAUGUAAAAUUAAGACAAAUUGGUAAAAAUGUUUCUGCCUUCUACUGCCAGUGCUGCAUGCUGUGCUUCACAGCUUCUUAUGGAAAGAUUAAGUCCACAGUACACACAAUACUAAAUUUAUUAUGCAUUUAUCUUACCAGGAGCGUUGAGAAAUUUGACAAGCAGGAGACAUGCACAAAAGUCAGUCUUACAAGAAGCCAUUUUUAUUGUAACUUUUUAUUUUGUCACGUUUGGCAUCUUGUUUUAAAAUAAUACCUAUUGUGAUGUGAAAUAUUUAUAAAUGCUGAGAAACCAAAGUAAAGUACUUGUUAAAAA